AUGGUGAAGUUCUUGAAGACAAACAAGGCCGUGAUAAUCCUGCAAGGCAGAUACGCAGGUCGCAAAGGAGUGAUCGUCAAGUCUUUCGACGAUGGUACACGUGACCGCCCAUACGGCCACUGUUUGGUUGCAGGGUUAAAGAAGUACCCUAGCAAGGUUAUCAAGAGGGAUUCAGCCAAAAAGACUGCAAAGAAAUCCCGGGUCAAGUGCUUCAUCAAGCUAGUGAACUACCAGCACCUGAUGCCUACUCGUUACACGCUGGAUGUGGACUUGAAAGAUGUUGUGACCGCUGAUUCUUUGUCAAGCAAGGAUAAGAAGGUCACUGCUUGCAAGGAGACGAAGGCUAGGUUGGAGGAGCGGUUUAAGACAGGCAAGAACAGGUGGUUUUUUACAAAGCUGAGGCCACCCAAGUUGAUAGCUGUGCAAGACCCAAUAGAUUACCUCCUCCUUUUAUCUUAUCAUAUGCUUUCAUGUACUGGGAAAGCUUGUAUCCUUUCAAGUGCUUCCUCGGAUGAAAUCUAG
Molecule: messenger RNA, 522 nt
Organism: Dovyalis caffra
Lineage: Eukaryota; Viridiplantae; Streptophyta; Magnoliopsida; Malpighiales; Salicaceae
Source: the annotation of a GenBank genome assembly